AUGUCUUUCCUUUUGAAGCUUUUCGUCAUCCUAUCCCUGUCAGCAAUAGCGACAGCAAGAUCGUUAACCUUAACAACAGCAAAAACCAUCCCAACACGUUUACAUUCAUUUGCUGGCGCAGGAACCAACAACAAAUGUUGGGAGACAAUGUUCGAGCUUCAACACUGCACUGGCGAGAUUGUUCAGUUUUUCAUCAACGGCGAAACACAUCUUGGAUCGGGAUGCUGUGAUGCUCUUCUCACCAUAGCGAAUGAAUGUUGGCCCAAUAUGCUUACCUCUUUGGGUCUUACUGAUGAAGAAGCUGAAAUUCUGCAUGGAUUUUGCAACGGUGCUGCAUCCGUCACUAAACCGAGUCCACCUUCUGUUACUGCUAAUGCACCUGCUCCUAAUAAUUAUUAUUAUUGA
This is a messenger RNA of Lathyrus sativus (Indian pea), 405 nucleotides long. The record is from the annotation of a GenBank genome assembly. Lineage: Eukaryota; Viridiplantae; Streptophyta; Magnoliopsida; Fabales; Fabaceae.